Syngnathoides biaculeatus (alligator pipefish) is the source of this 9570-nucleotide messenger RNA. RefSeq names its product microtubule-associated protein 1B (gene map1b). Bases 1378 to 7665 code for a protein of 2095 amino acids. The transcript is spliced from 7 exons. Gene Ontology annotation, biological process: axonogenesis; microtubule cytoskeleton organization; regulation of microtubule depolymerization. Lineage: Eukaryota; Metazoa; Chordata; Actinopteri; Syngnathiformes; Syngnathidae. The record is from RefSeq and is a predicted model, not a curated record. Gene Ontology annotation, cellular component: dendrite; synapse; microtubule. Gene Ontology annotation, molecular function: actin binding; microtubule binding.
GGGCAUCGCUUCCUUGCGAUUGCAAUCGGGCCACUCGCCUUAUUUGAGGUUCUGUUCUAGCGGUUUUCGACGCCGCCUGUCAGGCUAGCUCAGCAUCGGCGCGGUGACACAAACGCUGCGCUUCCUGUCUGAUGUCGCCGCCUUUGAUGUGGAUUUCUUCUUCUUUUGUCCAAUUCUUUUCUUUCAAGCUCUUCCACAAUCGGGGCUUUUUGUUUUUCCUUUUGAAAGGAAAAUCCCUUUCAGAUGGAGAAACGCCGAGAUCAUCCCACUGGGAAAAGAUACAAAUAGAACUCAAAUUUGACUCAGUAUGGAUAGGUUCCAGAUGACGUCACCACAGUCCCAGGAUUCCCUUUUUCUACGACGUCGUAACUCGGAGACCAAUCGGAUAAAUUCAGCUUUGUUCUCUGACCUCUGUGACACACAAGAUGGCGGCCGUCGCAAGGCACGACGAGUUCAUUAGAAACCUAUCAAUUGCUGUGAUUUCUGCCGUCGUCCAUCCGAGCCGCUUAUCCUCACGCGGGUGACGGGAGCGCUAGAGGCCUGUCCCGGCCAACUUGGGGCCAAAGGUAAGAAUACACCCUGAACUGGCGGAUGUCGACACCCUAGCGAAGCGGGAAUCGACCCCACGCCUCCUGAACCAAAGGCACUAUGAACACCAGUAAAAAAGAGAUGCAAAAAAAAAACAAAAAAAAAAACACGGCGUAGACAAAGUGAAAGGUCGAGAUGGAAUGGAAGAAAGACGGAUGGAUGGAGGAGUGGAAGAAAGACAUGGGUUGUAGAUGGAGAGGGAUAGGGAGAAAGAGAUAGAAGGAUGAAGAGAUGGAUUGAUGGGGAGGGGCAUGAGUCAUUGCUGGAUGGAUAGAGCGAGAGAUGACAGAAAUAGAUGGAGAGAAAACAGAUGAGAGAGAGAGCGAGAGAGAGGGAUGAACAAUCAAGAAAGUAUAAAGUGACAAAAGGCACACAUCUAAAAGAGAAAAAGGACAGAAGUGGGUGAUUGCUGGAUGGAGAGAUGGAUUGAUAAUGGAUGAGAGGAGCAGAAAGAUGCUGAGACAGAGGGAGGAUGAAGAUCCAACAUGAUGGAAGGAGAGAUACAACAUAUAGAAGGAUGGAAAAUGAUUUGUUGUCAUCGUCGUCUUCCUCAUCAGGUUCUCUUCCGGGAGGGUGCGUUGAAUUCGUUGCCAAUGACAUCAGCUGAGCGGUGAGUGUGCAGAAAAAGAAGGGCGGGAGGGGGGGGGGGGCAGCAGCCAGAGCCACUCCUUGUCCUCCUCAUUCGCGCACCGACUGCGGCGCAAGCAACAUCGCGACACAGAAGAAAAAAGGAAAGGAAGACGCAGAAGGACAGAAAGAAGAGAGCGAGAGAGGAAGGCCGCCGCGAGGAUGUCCGCCCUGGUGCAACGCGCGGCGGUGGCGGUGGCGGUGGCGGCGGCGGCGACGGCGACGGCCGACGCAAUGCCGCCGAUGACGGAGCCCGAGCCGGCCGCGGUGACGCCGGCCGCGGCCAGCCCCGCUCGCCACUUCGUCGACACGAAAUUUUACCUGCUGGUGGUCCUCGGCGAGGUGGUCGCGGAGGACAACCUCAAGUGCGCCGUGGCCGACAUCGAGAGGGGCAUUCGCUCGUGGGACGCAAAUCUGAUGGACUGCAACCUGGACCAGGAACUCAAACUUUUUGUCUCCAGACACUCGGCGCGUUUCUCCUCAGAUGUCAAAGGGCAGCGAAUUCUUCAUCAUAAAAGCAACGUGCUGGAGACGGUGGUGCUCAUCAACCCUGCGGACGAAACCGUCAGCACCGAGGUCCGACUGAUGAUCUCCGACUCCGCCAGGCACAAGCUUCUUGUCCUGUCGGGCCAAUGCACCGAAAGCACCGGCGAGCUCAUACUUCAGUCCGGAUCGUUCUCCUUCUCCAAAUUCAUCGACAUAUUCACGGACCAAGAGAUUGGCGAACUGCUGAGCACCAUCCACCCGGAAAACAAAGCCAACCUGACGCUCUACUGCCCCGAUCAAGGCGACUGGAAAAACUCUAACCUAGACAAACACAACCUACAGGACUUCAUCAACAUGAAGCUGAACUCGACACUCAUUCUCCCUGAAAUGGAGGGCCUCUCCGAGUUCACUGAGUACCUGUCGGAAUCCGUCGAGAUCCCGACGCCUUUCGACAUGCUCGAACCUCCGGCCUCCGGCGGAUUCCUUAAGCUCUCCAAGCCGUGCUGCUACAUCUUCCCCGGCGGCCACGGCGACUCGGCUCUCUUUGCCGUCAACGGGUUCAACAUGCUCAUCAACGGCGGCUCCGACAGGAAGUCCUGUUUCUGGAAGCUGGUGAGGCACCUGGACCGCGUGGACUCCGUCCUGCUAACCCACAUCGGCGAUGACAACCUGCCGGGCAUCAACAGCAUGCUGCAAAGAAAGAUUGCGGAGCUGGAGGAGGAGCAGUCACAGGAUUCGACGGCAAACAGCGACUGGGUGAAGAACAUGAUCUCGCCGGAUAUCGGCGUUGUGUUUGUGAAUCUUCCGGAAAAUUUGGAAAGCCCUGAACCUAAUUACAGAGUGCGCAGGAAUCUCGAGGAGGCGGCCGCUACUCAACAAUUCCUCACUAAGCUGAACCUGAGAAUGGAACCACUGCAGCGGCCCGUCGGGAACACGAUCGAACCCAUUAUCCUUUUCCAGAAGAUGGGCGUGGGGAAGCUCGAGAUGUACGUCCUCAAUCCGGCAAAGAACAGCAAUGAGAUGCAGCAUUUUAUGAAGCAGUGGACAGGAAGCCAAAAGGACACGGCUUCCAUGCUGCUGCCAAACGGGAAAGAGUCAGAGUUCCCCAUUUCGUACUUGACUUCUAUAAGCUCACUCAUCGUGUGGCACCCCGCGAACCCCUCGGAGAAAGUGGUACGCGUUCUCUUUCCGGGAAACGCCACCCAGCGGCACAUCUUUGAAGGCUUGGAAAAGCUAAAACACCUGGAUUUCUUGAAGCAGGCUGUCGUCACUCAAAAAGCAAUGUCCGUCGACGUGCCGGCCACGCCGACGCCCAAGCAAGCCAAGAUGAAAAACAGAACGGACAGCAAAGAGAGCCUGAAGUCCACCCCGAAGCAGUCACCAAGCAAAGCUGUCAGGAAGGAAUCCAAGGAGGAGGUGGCCGAGAAAGCCAAGGCGGAUGCAGAUGAACUGUCUCACGAAAAGCAACAAAAGGCAGAGAAGAAAGAAAAGACCGCACUGAAGAAGGAACGUUCACAAGCCCCCGAGAAAGAACUGAGGGCAAAACCGGACCAAACGUCCCAGAAAGAAACACUGGAAAAAAAGACGACUCUCACCAAAGUGAAACCUGAAAAGGAGAGGAUUGGCAAAAAAGACAUGAAAAUAUCUCCAGAGAAGAAGAAGGAGGUUAAAAAAGAUGUGGCCAAAAAAGAGGACACGCCUAAGAGAGAGAUUAAGAAAGAUGAACGGGUGAAGAGGGAGGAAGCGAAGAAAAGGGAUGUGAAAAAGGACAUCAGGAGAGAUUCGCCCAUGAAGGAGAAAAAGGAUGAAAAGCGGGAGCCGAAGAAGGAUGUUAAAAAGCUGACAAAAGACACCAAAAAGCUUUCUGCUCCCGGUGAAGACAAAGGCCAGUCCCUGAAACCAAAGCUCCUGAAAAAAGAGGUUUCAAAGAAAGACGCAGGCACGCCCUCAAAGAUGAAACCCAAAGGAGGUUCCAAAACAUCAAAGGUGGAAGCUCCCAAAAUUGCCACAGAUAAAGUUGCGCCGACAGUGGACCCCGAGGCAGAAAGGGCCGCUAUGUCUUCCCCCGAGGACCUCACGAAGGACUUUGAAGAGCUUCGAGCGGAAGAUCUGGUGGACGAUGCGGCGGCCGUGCCAGACGCUGUCCAAGAAGAGGCUGCAAUGAGCUGCUAUAAAGUCUCCACGCAGACCAAACCCUCCCCCGAGGCACCGGAGUCUGUUGAUGAGGGUUUCGCCACAACAGACGCUGAAGGAGAAAGUGGAGCCGCACCAGCCGAACAAGCUCUCAAGGGAAAACCCAACGGCGGUGGGGGUGAGAAGUUUGAAGGGGAGUGCGUGGCGGAAGAAGCAUCCGAUGGAGGCGAUUACCAAGACAAAGGGGAAACCGAGAAGGUUCACGAGCCACAAAAACUGUCAUCAAAUCAAGAUGAGCCCUGCGAAAGUCUUGAUGACGGUGAACUUGGAGAUGAUCAGCAAAUAGGCGAAAGCACAACUGAGAACGAGAAACGGAGUUCUUCAACCUCACCCAAGGAGUCAUCGCCCGUUUCCCCCGCCGCGUCCAUCCAUGAUGAAAUACUCCCGACUGGCAUAGAGAGUUCGACUGCCUCAGACGACGCGCCCGAGGAGUUCACAGUCACCUCUGGCCUCACCCAGUCCACAAUUGAGAUCUCCAGUGUGCCGACUCCCAUGGAUGAGAUGCUGACUCCGAGGGACGGCUUCAGCGACGAAACGGGCAAUGACGGGACGGACUUGGCAUCGCCGGAGGUCAGCAGAUUUGGAAUAUCCCAAUCUGGAGAGGGUGACAAGAACAAACUACCUCUACUCCAGAGUAGAACUAGUCCAGAUUACUCCAAGAGCGAUGCAACGGAGGGCCAAGACUACAACCACACCGCUUCGACAAUCUCUCCACCGUCGUUAUUAGAAGAGGACAGAAUUCUUGGUGAAAGGAAAGCAGGAAGCCUGACCGCACUUCAAGAAACAUCUGAAAAGCAGGCCACAGAAUCUGCAAGGCUGGCUUCAACAUCACCAUUUGUGCAUUCUCCCACAAGUGACCAAAAGUACAAAUUGGAGUCCCCAUCAAUGUUUUCCACCCCUAUUGAACUAUCGACCACCUUAGCAGGGUGCACUAGAGCAACAGGUGACUCCACCCUCAGCCCAGAAGACAAAACAUUGGAAGGCGCCAGCUCCCCGCAGUCCUCCGGUCAUACACCCUAUUAUCAGUCCCCUGUCGAAGAAAAAGCAGGAGCUCUGCCACCCACGUCGGAAAACGAAGAUCAGGGUCCAGUUAUUGUAGAGGUUACAAGUGACAAAGAGGUCUCCUCAGACAGGAGUACACCUGAGGCUGAGGAGAAAGAGUUUUCCUCCCCUACGGGUAAGGUUACCUCCUUUCCAAAAGGCCCGCCUUCAAGUGUACUCGACUCCCCGACAAAAAAGGACAUGGAUGACCGCAACCGAUCGGUCUUUUCCUCAACAACAUUGGCGAGACAAGAACCGGAUGCUUUCUCCAUCACAGCUUUCAAAGAAGAGAGCAAAAUGUCCAUUUCCGAAGGUAGCGCAUCCGACAAAUCCGGCACACCUCUGGAGGAAGUGGUUGCAGAGGACGUGUUUUCACAUUUAGCCUCAGCUUCCACCGCCUCACUCGCCACCAGCUCUCUGCCAGAGCCCACCACCGACUCCCCUUCCCUUCACGCUGAGGUCGGCUCUCCUCACUCAACAGAAGUAGAUGAUUCUUUGUCGGUUUCCGUCGGCCAGACGCCGACCACCUUUCACGAGGCGGAGGCAGCGUCCCCCUCCAAGGAGGACUGCCCUCGACCCAUGUCCAUCUCCCCGGACAGCUCACCAAGGACAAAAGUCAACACGCAGAUGCAUGACACAAAGUCGCCUGAACACUCUACCACGUCAAUGGAGUUUGGCCAGGAGUCUCCCGACCACUCCUUAGCCCUCGACUUUAGCAAGCAAUCUCCCGAACACCCAUCUGCAGGAAGCAACUCUCGCGCCACCGAGAACGGACCAACUGAGAUUACCGACAGCCCCUCGGAUGUUGUGAGACCAUCUGAGGAGCAAAUCUCAACAGCCGAGAAGCAUUUGCUUUUUGACGACGCCGAUUCGGCUCAUGCUGCGUCUGUGACCCCGUCAGACGCAUCCCAAUCCACUCCCUCAGUCACAACCCCGUGCCAAAUUACAGAGCUGACCCUGAUGGUUGAGCAGACGGAGGGGUCUCCAGUCACCCCAAAGGCAGCCUCUUUCACCCGUUCUCCCCAUUCCAGUGAGGCAUCCCCAGUUUCAGGAGAUCCCGCAGAAAGAGACAUCAGCCCCACGUCGGCCUUUGCGGAGCACAAGUUUGGCACACUGGAAAAACUGGACAAACCCUCUGAGCUGACUAAGGCGGCCUCUUUCACCCUCGCUCCCACCCAUUCUGCCCAUCCCAGCGAGGCAUCCCCAGUCUCAAGAGGUCCAACGGAGAGAAAAAGCCCCAUUUCACCAUCUGCCGAACACAAGUCUGACGCACAGGAAAAAGUUGACCAAUGCUACGAUAUGAUGAAGGCAGCCUCUUCCACCCACUCUCCCCCGCAUUCUCCCCGUUCCAGUCAGGCAUCCCCGGUCUCAGGAGGUCCUAUGGAGAAAGACAUCAGCCCCGUUUCACCGUCAAUGGAACACAAGUCGGAUGUGCAAGGGAAACAUGACAAACCCUCCGAAAUCACUUCCCUGUCAUUGUCAUCAUCGUGGUUUUCAGAUGAAGGGAAACCUUUCCCAGAAAAAGAGACCAACCCAUUUAUAUGUGAAGACUCACGAUUCAAGAAAUCUCCCGGGAGCCCUAAAGCCCCUUCCCCGUCUUAUCUACCUCCGUCGUCACAACCGUACGCUACCAAUGCAGCCUGCAGCUUCGGAGAGCCAGAUUCCUCCAAGAUCAGUCCGUCUGGCGUGUCCAGGGCAGAUGUUGACCUCUGUUUAGUCACCUCGUGUGAAUACCGUCAUCCCAAGACAGAACUCUCACCGUCUUUCAUCAAUCCCAAUCCCCUUGAAUAUUUCAUCAAUGAGGAGAGCGCCCCGGAGGAAGAGAAGCGUCUCGAGACGGUGGGAGGAGGACCGCCGCCUCCAGGGGGGAAGCUUCCCGCCAAGCAGUGUGAGGAAACUCCUCCCACGUCUAUCAGUGAAUCUGCCCCCUCGCAGACCGAUUCCGAUGUUCCACCAGGUACAGAGGAGUGCCCCUCAAUCACGGCAGAUGCUAACAUUGAUUCGGAGGACGACUCGGAGACUCUGCCCGCUGACAGAACCCUCGCAUACAGGCAUGCGGAUCCUCCUCCAGUGGCGCUCAGGGACUCGGCUCCAUCCGUGGGCCCCCGUGAUGUCUGCAUGGUUGACCCGGAGGCCCUCAAGGCUGAAGAAAACCGCCACAAUGCUAACACAGAAGCUGCGGAAAAGCCCAAGAAGAAAAAGCUCACCAAAAAGGCCUCCUCGCCGGCACGGAAAACCAGUCUGUCCAAAGCGAAGGACUCAAAGAACGCCUCUCCGAAGAAGAGUCUCGGAGAGGGGAAAGAAGCCAAAAACGCAACCAAUAAGUCGGCAUCUCGAGGUACCGGCGGGAAGGCGUCGAGUGUGGCCUCCGUACCCAACUGUCCUCCCAUGUACAUGGAUUUGGUUUACAUCCCCAAUCACUGCAGUGCUAAGAACGUGGAUGCCGAAUUCUUCCAGCGGGUGCGCUCCUCUUACUACGUGGUCAGUGGCAAUGACCAGACGUCUCAGGAGCCCAGUCGGGCUGUCCUCGACGCUCUGCUUGAAGGGAAAGCCCGCUGGGAAAACAAUAUGCAGAUCACGCUGAUACCGACCCACGACACGGACGUGAUGAGGGAGUGGUACCAGGAGAGCCACGACAAGCAACAGGAACUGAACGUUAUGGUCCUGGCCAGCAGCAGCACAGUAGUCAUGCAGGACGAGUCCUUCCCGGCGUGUAAGAUAGAAAUGUAGGACGGGGUCGUUCAUUCCGGAAGCCCGUCGCCGUGACGACGAGAGAACGCACGCGAACGAUGUAGCCUGAAAACAUCAAAUAAAACACCCACGAUAACACAAAUUCAAUUUCAACUCACAACUUUUCCGAGGAACUGUUCAAACAGCCUCGGAUGAUCACAUUUUCGGUGCAAGAAAUGCAAAAGUUACACGAAUUGAUUGUCACGGUCUCCACCCAACACUAUGACGGACGGUUGAAGAAAGAAGAUCUUUGCCUUACUGGGAUGUGUAGUCACGAAUGUAACCGACAAACAGAACCCUAACGACACACUUAACAGACAAGCAUCCUCCGGUGGCCGCGCUUUUGGGAACGCAAAGGCCAAAAGCCUGUGCUGAGGUUUUGUAAAAUAGUCAUGAAUAACUGUGUGCAUGAAUUAGCAUUAGCUUUGUUCUAAAACGAGGAGUUUUCCUCAGACUUCCGUGAAGAAAAACAGGGAUUUGGAGUUUGGAGUUUGGAGUUUGGGGGUGGCCUUGAUAAAGGAAUGGCCGUAGUUGAGGCAGUUGUAAUUUUGGGUGCAGAUUUUGCGCUAAUUGACCUUUCGCAUAGACACGCCCGGGAAGCGCAGACCGGCCAAUCACUUAACUCUCGACGGUCGUCUGCAUCGUCAUUUGAAUCCCGACAGGAAUCCAUUUCGUCUGCAAGGAUCUUAGUCAUGUACUUGGAGUAUCCUUGAACUAAUGCUGCGCCAUUGUUAGUUAGCUCAUUAACAAAAAUGCUAGCCUACUGACGUGGGAUUCGGUUGCAAUGUGUGGGACCAGCGAAUUAGGGCCGUUUAAGCUAACAAGCAUAGCUACUUUGCUCGUUAACCACCAAUGCAACUUCUACGCUAUUCACAUGGAGGGCUGGUUACGAUGCUGGAUCCGAUGGCGUUAGUCAGCUCGGACCAGGAAAGCCAACCAGGCAGGCUAGCUGCUUGGAUCAUUAGUCAAAAAUGCUACAGCUAUGCUACUCAUGUGAGCCCUAGUUAUGAUCUGUGGCGCUAGCAAACCUCUCCAGCUAAGCUAACAGGGUAGCUACGUGUGAUGACCUUCACCCUACUCCUUGAAUCCAAACACUUAUUUAUUUCGACGAGGCGUUUCUUGAAAAAUGCUUGGGGUUAGCGCUUGAACGCUAAAUUUUGGGGGCUAAAUGCGUCCAGUUUCUAGGUGAAUUAGAGUGAAUGAUAAUAUGCAACGCCAAAAAUGGACACUUAAAACAUAACGUUGAUGGCGGUAAACGUUCGUAAGACACCCGCAAUGCGUACAAAUCUACAUUUUCUUGUAGUUUUACCCCCUCCCACGUGCUCUAAAGACACUUUUGAAGUAUUCUUUAGCACCUUUUUUUUUUUUCACUUUCUUACUGUCAAGAAAUGGGAAACUAUCCUGUAACAUCAUUUUCAGGAAAUUGAAAGAGAACUUGUCGACACAGUUCCACAAAUAGCGAGGGUCCUCUGGACAUUUUACAAACCGAAAGGUUUCAACAAACCACAAUAUAGCGAAGGGUCGCUAGCUUCAUGCUAACAAUGAAUGUGAAAUGCCGUAGUUUGGCUAAUGGAAAUUAGCAUAGUUGCUGCGGUGAUUCUAAACCUUCAAAAGAACUGCUACUCUACACAACACAAACAGUGCAUACAAUAAUACUCACAGUCAUACAUUAAAUAACCAACAAUAAAUAUAAAUUGGGAUUUGCCUGCAUGCUGUGAUAACCCACGAAAAAACGGAUCGCUUAAAAAUCUGCGACACAGUGCGCGCCGGAACGAUAAACCGCGACUACUGGAGGAAUAUUCCCGACCGCUGGGCUAUUCCAACUCACCGGAUAUGUCUUAAAUAAAAAUCCGUUAUUCAUGAUUGCGACAAGUUUAAAUGACAGUACAGCAAAAGUCUCACUUC